Messenger RNA from Nerophis lumbriciformis (worm pipefish), 942 nucleotides. Lineage: Eukaryota; Metazoa; Chordata; Actinopteri; Syngnathiformes; Syngnathidae. The record is from RefSeq and is a predicted model, not a curated record.
AUGUUUCGCCAAGAAGUCAGUGUGUCGUCUUUUAUCCCGUCUUGUUCGUAUCUUUUCCAUCACGAGAAGAGGAAUAUGUCCAGGUACAACAUAUACAGCCUGUUAGACUGGGUCUACGGCGGGGUGGACCCGAAGUUUGAAGGCAACGGGGGUCCAGAAUGUGCCGCCUUCCUUGCGCCCCAGCAGCGUAUCAGUGAAAGUCUUGUGGUUCUGCUCAUCUCCAUAGUGGAGAUUAGCGUGGCGUUGAAGAAAAUAAACAUCCACAAAGAGCUCAAAGUAGUGAGUAAAGAGUGCACAAGGUCAAAAGAGGAUAGUCUCGGCAAGAACCUGUUGCUAGUAGCACUAUGCAUGACUUUUGGAGUGGAGGUGGGCUUCAAAUUCGCAACCAAGACUGUGAUCUAUCUGCUGAAUCCAUGCCAUGUGGUGACCAUGAUCCAGAUCUUUCUGCUGGCCUGUCCGCCUUGUAAAACUGCAAUGGUUCUGUUUAGGCUGCAAGUCCAUAUGUUGAAUGGCGCACUCUUGGCUUUAAUGUUCCCAGUGGUCAACACUAGACUGCUGCCAUUUGAAAAGGAGAUUUACUACAUUCAGCACUCCAUGCUGUAUCUGGUGCCACUUUACCUUUUCAGGAAAGGAGGUGUGUACAAGCCUGAGCCCCUGGGGGACAUCUGGUGGGCGCUGCUCUCCACAGGCAUCCUUUUCCUCUAUCACUUCCUCUUCUUACAAGUUCUUGGCCUGGUGACUGAGGUAAAUCUCAACAACAUGCUGUGCCCGGCCGUGUCAGAUCCCUUUUACGGACCUUGGUACCGCGUGUGGGCGGCGGGCCACCAGACCCUCUUGACGCUAAUCCACGGGAAGGUUCUGACAAUGCUCUCGCAACACACCGUUCCUCUUUGCAAACACCUGUUGGAUACACUCCGACUGCGCAGCAAGAAAGUCGAUUGA